CCGCUCUGUCACUCUAUGGCCGGAAGUCUUCCGGGCAUGCGGAAGCGGAAGUUUAGGUGGUCGGCGACCCGGGUUGUUUGCUGCUGCCUCAGGCCAGCCUCGGAAAGGAGCCGGUGCCGCUGGACUGGGCAGAGUGGGGCGGGACAGGACGGGAGCGGAGCGGAGCGUGUCAGCUGCUCACUGGAGCGGCAGCCACAGCUGCUCCCGCCCCCCCGAGCUCCGUCGGUGUUGCGGGCGGAGCGUGAGUCCAGCUCCGGGAUGAGCAGGAGGAGAAAAGGCGGCGGCGGCGGCGGUUGUGCCGCAGUUGCGCGCCCUGUGACAGGGGUUAAUUCCAAAAUGGAAGUUCUGAUUGCACUGUGCCUGUUUUUCUCCUUGGUAAAGGCAGAUUCUAAAGCAAUUACAACAUCUCUUACUACAAAAUGGUUUUCUACUCCAUUAUUGAUAGAAACAAGUGAAUUUUUAGCAGAAGACAGUCAAGAGAAAUUUUGGAACUUUGUAGAAGCCAGUGAAAAUAUUGGAUCAACAGAUCAUGAUGAUACUGAUUAUUCUUAUUAUCAUGAACUAUUGAAGACAGCAUUUCAUUUUCUGUCACCUCUUCAGCAGAACUUGUUGAAAUUUUCUCUGUCUCUUCGCUCCUACUCAGCUACAGUUCAAGCCUUCCAACAGAUAGCAGCUGAUGAACCUCCACCAAAAGGUUGUCACUCAUUCUUUUCAGUGCAUGGAGAGAAAACUUGUGAUUUUGACACACUUGGAGCACUUUUACAAACAGCAUCUAAAAGACCCAAACCAAAUUUGUUCAAAGGGGAUCACAGAUAUCCAUCUUUAAAUCCUGGAAGUCCGGUGGUGAUAUUCUACUCAGAGAUUGGUUCUAAAGAAUUUUAUAAUUUCCACCAUCAACUUGUAGCAAAAAGCAGUGCAGGGAAAAUAAAUUAUGUGCUCAGACACUAUAUAUCAAAUCCUAGUAAGGAAAAAGUCUACCUUUCGGGGUAUGGUGUGGAAUUGGCUAUCAAGAGCACAGAAUACAAAGCCAAGGAUGAUACUCAGGUGAAAGGAACUGACAUGAAUGCUACAGUAAUAGGUGAAAAUGACCCUAUUGAUGAAGUUCAAGGAUUUCUUUUUGGAAGACUAAGAGAACUCCAUCCUGAUAUGAAGGAACAGUUAAAAGAACUCCGGAAGCAUCUUGUGGAAAGUACCAAUGAAAUGGCACCUCUGAAAGUUUGGCAAUUGCAGGAUCUAAGUUUCCAGACUGCUGCCCGAGUCCUGGCUGCACCUCUUGAGGUAGCUUUGGUGGUUCUAAAGGAUCUCAGUCAGAAUUUUCCUACCAAAGCUAGAGCAAUAACAAAAACCACCGUUAAUCAAGAACUCAGAACUGAAGUGGAAGAGAACCAAAAGUACUUCAAAGGAACUUUAGGAUUACAGCCUGGAGAAUCUGCCCUGUUCAUCAAUGGAUUACACAUUGAUUUAGAUACACAGGACAUAUUUAGCUUGUUUGAUGUGUUGAGGAAUGAGGCUCGUGUGAUGGAGGGACUGCACAGACUAGGAAUAGAAGACUUAUCUCUGCAUAAUAUUUUGAAACUUAACAUCCAGCCAUCAGAUGCAGACUAUGCUGUGGAUAUCAGAAGCCCGGCUAUUUCUUGGAUCAACAACCUUGAAGUUGAUAGUAGGUAUAGUUCUUGGCCUUCCAGUCUACAGGAGCUACUUAGACCUACCUUCCCUGGAGUUAUCAGACAAAUCAGAAAAAACUUCCAUAAUUUUAUUAUCAUAGUUGAUCCAGCUCAUGAAACUGCAGUAGAAUUGGUAAAUGUAGCUGAAAUGUUCCUCAGUAAUCAUAUACCACUAAGAAUUGGUUUAAUCUUUGUGGUUAAUGACUCUGAAGAUGUUGAUGGAUUGCAAGAUGCUGGAGUGGCUGUUCUUAGAGCGUAUAAUUAUGUUGCACAAGAUAUGGAUGAUUAUCAUGCCUUCCAGACUUUGAUAUCGAUUUAUAACAAGGUAAAAACUGGAGAAAAGGUGAAAGUUGAACAUGUUGUCAGUGUUCUGCAGAAGAAAUAUCCAUAUGUGGAAAUGAAUAGUAUUUUGGGGAUUGACUCUGCCUUUGAUCAAAAUCGGAAGGAAGGAAGAGCUUACUAUGAGCAGACAGGGGUAGGUCCUCUGCCAGUUGUACUGUUUAAUGGCAUGCCGUAUGAAAAGGAUCAGUUGGAUGCAGAUGAACUGGAAACAAUUACAAUGCAUAAAAUCUUGGAGACCACAAGCAUCUUCCAAAGAGCUGUGUACUUGGGUGAACUGUCUCAUGAUCAAGAUGUGGUUGAAUAUGUCAUGAACCAGCCCAAUGUUGUUCCACGAAUCAACUCUAGAAUUUUGACAGCUGACCGGCAGUAUUUAGAUUUAACAGCAACCAAUAACUUUUUUGUGGACGAUUAUGCUAGAUUUUCUCUUUUGGAUUCACAGGAUAAGACUGCAGCUGUAGCCAAUAGUAUGACCUAUUUGACAAAGAAAGGAAUGUCUUCCAAGGAGAUCUAUGAUGAUUCUUUUAUUAGACCUGUAACCUUUUGGAUUGUUGGGGAUUUUGAUCGUCCUUCUGGAAGACAAUUAUUAUAUGAUGCUAUCAAGCACCAGAAGUCUAGUAACAAUAUUCGAAUUAGCAUGAUCAAUAAUCCUAGUAAAGAACCACGUUUUGAGAACACUCGAAUCUCCAGAGCUCUCUGGGCAGCUCUCCAAACACAAACAUCUAGCAGUGCUAAGAAUUUCAUUACUAAAAUGGUCAAGGAAGAGACUGCAGAAGCCCUGGCAACAGGAGCUGACAUUACAGAGUUUGCUGUUGGGGGUAUGGAUGUCGGCCUUUUUAAAGAUGCCUUUGAUUCUUCCAAAGCAGAUUUUAUUUUGUCUCAUGCUCUAUACUGUACGGAAGUUCUGAAGCUAAAGAAGGGAGAAAGGGCUGUGAUCAGCAAUGGACGGAUUAUUGGGCCACUGAAGGAUGGUGAACUUUUUAAUCAAGAUGAUUUCCACUUAUUAGAAAAUAUAAUUCUAAAGACCUCGGGGCAGAAAAUCAAAUCUCAUAUUCAACAGCUCCGGGUAGAGGAAGAUGUGGCAAGUGACUUGGUGAUGAAAGUGGAUGCUCUCCUCUCUGCCCAACCUAAAGGAGAAGCAAGAAUUGACUACCAGUUUUUUGAAGACCAACACAGUGCUGUUAAACUGAAACCAAAGGAAAAAGAGACAUAUUUUGAUAUAGUGGCCAUUGUUGACCCUGUAACCAGAGAUGCUCAAAGGCUUGCUCCACUCCUUAUGGUUUUGACCCAGCUGAUAAAUAUGAAUCUAAGAGUAUUUAUGAAUUGCCAAUCUAAACUUUCAGACAUGCCUUUAAAGAGCUUUUACCGUUAUGUUUUAGAACCAGAGAUUUCUUUCACUGCAGACAACAGCUUUGCCAAAGGUCCAAUAGCCAAAUUUUUGGAUAUGCCUCAGGCUCCUCUGUUUACAUUGAAUUUAAAUACACCGGAGAGUUGGAUGGUAGAAUCUGUCAGAACACCCUAUGACCUUGAUAAUAUUUAUUUAGAAGAGGUGGAUAGCAUAGUAGCUGCAGAGUAUGAGCUUGAGUAUCUUUUAUUAGAAGGACACUGCUAUGACAUCACAACUGGACAGCCUCCUCGAGGGCUCCAGUUUACACUGGGAACAUCAGCAAACCCAGUUAUUGUUGAUACCAUAGUAAUGGCUAAUCUGGGCUAUUUUCAGUUAAAAGCCAAUCCAGGAGCCUGGAUUCUCAGACUCAGAAAGGGCCGGUCUGAAGAUAUUUACAGAAUCUAUAGCCAUGAUGGUACAGACUCUCCCCCUGAUGCUGAUGAAGUUGUGGUUGUUCUCAACAACUUUAAGAGUAAAAUUAUCAAAGUCAAGGUUCAGAAGAAGGCAGACAUGAUGAAUGAAGAUUUACUAAGUGAUGGAAAUCAUGAAAAUGAGUCUGGAUUUUGGGAGUCCCUUAAGUGGGGUUUUACUGGGGGUCAGAAGACUGAAGAAGUGAAACCCGAUAAAGAUGAUGUAAUUAAUAUUUUCUCAGUAGCAUCUGGACAUCUAUAUGAAAGAUUUCUUCGCAUAAUGAUGCUCUCAGUUCUGAAAAAUACUAAGACGCCUGUGAAAUUCUGGUUUUUGAAGAAUUACUUGUCACCUACAUUCAAGGAAUUUAUCCCAUACAUGGCAAAGGAAUAUAAUUUUCAGUAUGAGCUUGUUCAAUAUAAAUGGCCUCGGUGGCUUCAUCAGCAGACUGAAAAGCAGCGCAUCAUUUGGGGUUACAAGAUUCUCUUUCUGGAUGUACUUUUUCCACUAGUUGUUGACAAAUUUCUGUUUGUGGAUGCUGAUCAGAUUGUUCGGACAGAUCUGAAGGAAUUAAGAGAUUUCAAUUUGGAUGGUGCCCCUUAUGGAUAUACUCCAUUUUGUGAUAGCCGCAAAGAAAUGAAUGGGUACAGGUUCUGGAAAUCAGGCUAUUGGGCCAGCCAUUUAUCAGGACGAAAAUACCAUAUCAGUGCACUCUAUGUUGUGGAUCUGAAGAAGUUUAGGAAGAUAGCUGCUGGAGACAGACUCAGAGGACAGUAUCAAGGUCUGAGUCAGGAUCCCAACAGUCUUUCAAAUCUUGAUCAGGAUUUGCCCAAUAAUAUGAUACACCAGGUGCCAAUUAAGUCACUCCCACAAGAAUGGCUUUGGUGUGAAACAUGGUGUGAUGAUGCCUCCAAGAAAAAAGCAAAAACAAUUGAUUUGUGUAAUAAUCCAAUGACCAAAGAGCCAAAGCUGCAGGCAGCCGUCCGCAUUGUCCCAGAGUGGCAGGACUAUGAUCUCGAAAUCAAACAGUUACAGGGUCGUUUCCAGAAAGAAAAGGAAAUGGGAAUUAGGCAUCCAGAGAAUGAGACAAAAGAACCAAGCAUAAUAGAAGAGCUUCCAGCACACGUAGAAUUAUGAUCCCUGAAGGAAGAUAUGAAGUGAUACUGUGUGAAAGACAAUUUUUAUAUUAAAUGCUAGGUUUUUUUUCUGGUAUCUCUACACAACUGCUGAUAAAUUGGAUAGGAGAAUGUUUCCAAGCCUUUUAAAUCCUGGAAUUUUGGGUUGCUGUAUCCAAAUGAAUGAUUUGGCUCCAGAUCAUUGGAAUUAAGAUUAUACUGGAUUUAUACUGUUGCAGAAUAGCUGAUUAUAGAUUCUAGAGUUUUGGAGAGUGAAUCUUCCGGGGGGUUCUUCCAGAAGCAGUUCACAGAGGAAUACAGCAACAGACAAGCAGAACACAUGUUCUUUGGAACCCACAUCACCUCAGUCAAGAGCACACCCACGAUAUCUGGUCACGGGGAGCAGGACAUCCAAAGUGCACGAGUUCUUACCUCAGUUUUUGUUUGUUGCUGGAGCUAAGCUCUACAAACUGUACUGUAAAGUAGAACUGUGCCCUGAAUUGGUUUUCUUUUGUAAGAAUGGUAUUCACAUGAUCUUUGUGGUUUGAGGUUUAGAGUAAUUUGUUCCCUGUUUCUGGAUGGCAGAUAUAUUGUAUAAUGAAGACCUCACUCACAGAUCAUCUGUUUCCUCAGGACUGGCUCAACACAAAAGCUGAAUUCAAUUGGAAACUACCCAGGAUUUUGGAGGGUGGUUUGGGAUUGGGUGGCGUACACUUGCAAAUUGGUCACCCUCUCUUAUGACCUGAUAGUACCACAGUGUCUUUUUAAAAAUAAAAAUGUUGUUGUCCCAUCCCCCAAUACUGUAAACCUUUUGGUUCAUUGUUUCAUAAAUUUAAUUUUUAUAGUUUUUUAAAUUUAAUUUUGAGGGGCAGAGGAAAAAGCAAAUCUCAUAGUUGACAUAUUUAAUAAAAACUAAGGUACAUAAAAUCAUCAUAAUUAUAUACCAGAUUAUUGUAAGGUAAUUGUGAAGAUCAUCUUGACUUCUCAGUAGGAUUUUAUUUAAAUAGACUGAGUAGUGAUAACCAUGUUUUUGUCAAAGAUUCAUUUCAAAAUCUCAGUACUUGUUACCCAAGAGCUUCAUUUUUGUAGUUGUCAUCCCUUUGCACAUUGUCCUCUAUUUCUUUUCAUUUAUUGUUUUUUUUUUUUGCUCUGCAGAUGUUACUUGAGAAGUUAAAGACUUUGAAUCCACAUAGCUAUGUUAUCAGAUGAAAGAAUCCUAAACAUGGCCAGUCAAGCAUAUGCCUUCUAUGUCUUAAUUUUUAUACAGCCUUUAAUUACUCUGGUGUUUUUUUCCCACAUAGAUGAAUCUCUCCUUAGACUGACCGUAGGUCUGUGGACAAAUAUACCUUGUGUGUGGCAAGACAGCAUGAAUAAUUGGGUACCCAGCAAGCCAGCUUUUAAGCUUUCUGGCUCUUUGUGUGAAUCUCACUGGGCUUUAUGCAAACAUGAUACUGUCAUGCAUAUUGCUUAUUCUAAGAGAGGUAGGAAUCCUCAAAUUUACUGUUAAAAGCACAGCAAAGUCUUAUAUUUUCAUAUUUCACUUGCUUAAAAAAGGUUUUUAAAUUUUUAAAAAAUUUUCUAAAAUGGAAAACUUAUCUCAAAGCUGAUUCUGAUUUUUAUUCAUAUAUUCAUUUGAAAUCUUUCUAAAAAGCAAAAAUCCACCAAGCAUAUAUUUUAUAGAAAUUUGAGAAAUUGAUGAAAUAGUUCAUUACUUACUGCUGAGAAGUAAAAAUUAGAUUAAGGAUCUGCACCAUCAAAAUGAAUUUAGCCAUUACCAUUUAAUUUUCAAAAUAACUGUUAAGUGACCUGUAGUUACAGAUGUUCUGUUUUGCUUACAUCAUUUCCUCCCUUUACCCCUAAAAAUACAAAGGAGCAGGAGAGAAUUUGAUGACUUCAACCCUGAUUAAACAAAACCAGGUCUGAGAGACUUUUGCCACUAGCAGUUGCUGCAACCUAACUCUCCACCCUGGAGGAUUUAAGUUGAAGGAUUAUGAACAGUAAUGAUUAAGCAUUCUUAUCCUGAACUAGCAGGAUUGUCUGUACCUCAGUUAACUUUUAUUUAGCCUUCAGAUGUUAUCUACUCUAUCGGGGGAAAAUAUGUGCAAAACACAUGUACCAUAGCUCCUUUAAAAUUUGGUAUGGCAGUAGGAAAUAAUCAAGUAAACUUAUUAAUUUUUUUUAGACAUCUUUAUUGUAAUGAUGUUUUUUUGAGAGCAUUUAUAUGUGAAGAUUAUUUACUAGUGCCAGGUUUCAUCUUUUUCACUUGUCUUCCAGCCAAGUUUUUUUGUUGAUAGAACUGCUUCUCAUAAAGAGAUUGAAGUACAAAUCUUCAUUUAGAGCAAAUGCAUCCUUAUCACCUAGAUAAUCUAGAUAAUCCGUCUUGUUAUAAAAAAAGAUUGUAAUAAUUUACCUAAUAUACAGGAAGGUGCCUUGGAAAUGGUUUUGUUCUUCCCAACCAAUCAUUCUUUUUUCUGGCUAGCACAGUUUAAAUUGAUUAAUAUUCAAUGCCUCAGAAAAUGUACUAUUACUUGAACAAUGGGGCAAAGUGACUUUGCCACCAAAAAAAAAAAAAGUAUGGAAGGAUGGUUAGAAAAUCAGUUUAGAAAUUGAGAUUGAUUGCUCUGAAUCUCAAUCAACUUAGGGAAAUACUGUUAGAUCUGACUAGUGACAGAAAUGUUCAACAGCUGCUUUUGAAAAAAAGGAAAAACUAACAUUUGUGUGGAAUUGAUUUUUUUUUUUUUUGUAUUAUACCAUAUGCAGAAAAUUUUCUUUCCAAAAUAGUCCUGGAGAGAAAUUAUUUGAACUUAUAACUAUCUUAUGUUCUAUGAACAGUGGUAUUUAUUUGACUGAGAUCUGAAAACUCUGCAUACAGCCUAUCUGUGGGAUAAGUGUGGCGCAUAUCAUAUUUAUGCAUAAUAUAGACUUAAGUUUGAGCUAUUACUUUCCCCUUUCAUCAAAACUAAAUAAGUUGUUUAUUCUUGGUAAUGGUAAAGUUUUGAAAUGUAAUUAAAUAGUACAUUUUAAAUCAAAAAAGGGUCAUAUACGUAGAGCAGGCACUAUUUAUCUGAUGUGCAACACACAACAAUACUGUUGCCUUUUCUUAGCCCAGGCUAGAAUACUUUUCACUAUCUAUUCAUCAGCAUGCUAAGGCAAAGCAAACUCUAUAGUCCUAGUUUGAUAGGCAAUAUGGUGUGAUGGAAAGAGCACUGGAUUUGGAGUCAGAGACCUGGGUUCAGAAUCCUCCCCACCCAUCCCACCCCUUUUCGGCUACUUUUACUAUCUUUGUAACUUUGGGCAAGUCAUUUAACCUGUCUAUAUUUGUUUCCUUAUCAGUAACUAGAUUGAUUUUGAACAACUUUUGCUUAUAGAAGGAGUCCCCUAGGAAACCAGGGGAAGAUGGCAAUAAUCAAGGAUACCAUUUUUCAUAAAUCUUAAAAUAUGAAUAUGAAUUGUCAUUAGCAUUAUUAAUGUACAAAUGUAGUUCUGUGAGGAAGUGGACUAAGUCUCACAAUUUAAACAAUGAUGAUAGUUUGAUUUGAGGAUGAUAGUUGGCAUAUUCCAAAUGAUGCUACUGGUUGCAACAAUGUAUUUGAAAAGUCUGCUGGACACUUUUCUGUCUCUGUAUUUUAACACAGCCUUUUCACCUACAUCCAUUUCUAUUUCAGAUCUUUCAGAUUAAAACUGAAGUGUGGCUUUAGGAACAUGUGGCAUAUUUUGUUUGGGUAAUAUAUUAGCAACAUACUAUUUGUUAAGUGGAAAAUAGUUGCAAAAAACACUUGGUUAGUAGUCCUGAGCCACUUUUAAAUAUUGAUUGGUGUGGUCAUUUUAUCAUUUGGGUGAUUAGUUUUUUAAAGUCCUAGAUUCUUGUGGAACUACUUUAUGCAAACUUUGGAGUAACAGUUUAUAAAUUACUUGAUGGAAAAAGGCAGUCCAAACUAUCAAAGUAGCUGAUGAUUUCUUUAGUCUGACAAGGAUAUUUUUAAUUUCAGUCUGUGCUUCUUAACUUGACAUGUUUGGGGGGAUAAAUUCCUUGCCAGAAUGUGUGUAAUGCCAGUAUCUGGUAUAUGUUAAAGCAAAUAGACCAUAUUCUGUCAAAUAUCAUUUGGAUUUCAAAACACUGUGCAUCUUUUGGGAUUCAGAAUUCAUUUGGAUAUUUUUUCUGGUGUUGAUUCUUUGAAUUCUAUAGUUUAUAUAAUCAUGUUUGGAAAAGAAAAGUUUAGGAUUAUACUCUGUGGUGAUAGUGCUUGUAAUUUCCUUAAAACUGUAGGGAAGGAACAGUCUCUCAGGAUUUCAUCAAGUGUUUUUCUAUUUGGAUUGUGCCUUUUAAUGGAAAGUCCCCUAGGAAACCUAGAUCCACAAAAUAUUUUUCACUGUUUAAACUACCUUUUAUCAAUAAUGAUUUUUCAGACAAUAAUCUGAAGGUAAUCCAAUUGUCAGUAUUUUAUAGAAAAAGUUGGUUGCUUCUUGGUGAUACGUUAUCACUGGGCUUUUUUUUUUUUUUUUAAGCUUUGAUUUGUUUAACUUUACGACCAAACUCAACAGUGUAGAGGCUAAGGGUAGGAACAAAUUGAUUUGUAACAUGAAAUUCACACCCCUCUUCUACCUAUCAUAAAUAAUAAUACUGGCUUAGCUAUUUUAGAACAUUCCAGAUGGUUUUUUAACAUUUACUAAUUGGAAAUCCAAGUUUAAUAUAUGCUUUGCCUUGCUUCUCACCAUCUGAGUUUCCUGAGAUAAGGGUAUGAUUCCCUCCAAAAAGAAAAAUUAGGCACAAAGUGAACAAAAUUCACUAGAAGUUGACAGUUAAGUGUUUGGAGGAAGCAGAAGAUUCUCAAGAAGAUUUACUUUCAGCUACUGGAAUCUGGUAAUGAAGGGGCAAACAUGUACAAAGGGAAAAAAAAAAGAUGUUAGAAUUUUAAAGAAACUAUGUACUUUUUUAAUCUUUAUAAAUAUUCUAUUUUACUGUGAUUCUGUUAAUGCAAUGCAAUGCGGAGUUCAGGUGCUGACACUUGCUUGGGAGCAAGCUUUGGGAUUUUAAAUGUCUGCUGGAACUCUGCAAUCAGAAGUGAAUUGAAAAUGAAUUUCCUCAUACUGUAAUGCAAAUGAGGCUCACUCAACACAAUAAACUGUUUCCUCCCUUCUUUAAAA
Molecule: messenger RNA, 10058 nt
Organism: Antechinus flavipes (yellow-footed antechinus)
Lineage: Eukaryota; Metazoa; Chordata; Mammalia; Dasyuromorphia; Dasyuridae
Gene: UGGT1
Product: UDP-glucose glycoprotein glucosyltransferase 1
Exons: 41
Coding region: 16-4935 (1639 amino acids)
Cellular component (GO): endoplasmic reticulum
Molecular function (GO): UDP-glucose:glycoprotein glucosyltransferase activity
Source: RefSeq, a predicted model, not a curated record